This is a messenger RNA of Hypoxylon trugodes, 2590 nucleotides long. Its product is annotated as S-adenosyl-L-methionine-dependent methyltransferase. The record is from RefSeq and is a predicted model, not a curated record. Gene Ontology annotation, cellular component: mitochondrial DNA-directed RNA polymerase complex; mitochondrial matrix. NCBI's taxonomy places the organism in Eukaryota, Fungi, Ascomycota, Sordariomycetes, Xylariales, Hypoxylaceae. The transcript has a single exon. Gene Ontology annotation, molecular function: mitochondrial transcription factor activity. Gene Ontology annotation, biological process: transcription initiation at mitochondrial promoter. Bases 69 to 1913 code for a protein of 614 amino acids.
UAACAAGGCCUAUAAUCGACAUAAAAUUCAUAGGAUUCAUUAGACUAACCCCUCGUCGCUCCUUGCACAUGUUGGUUAUUCGUAGCAGUCUACGGAGUACUUCCACUUCCCCUCUCCUUCGUCGAUUCUCUAGAGCUAUUAGCUCCACCGUCCGCCCUCAUGCCUCAAAAGUUCUCGAGAGGUGGCAGUUGGAAGCUUCAGGUCCAGUGGCUGAGGAGCUUGCAGCUACGGGUGUAUGGGUAGGACCUCGGAGAGGUCCAAAACCGAAAAAUGAAAAGUCCUCCAAAUCCAAAUCCAAAUCCAAGCCAAAGGUCAAAGGUGACAAGGCAAGACUCAAUGUUGUCAGCGAGAAACUAUGUGACGACAUCAUUUCAUACAUCGGCCCUUCCCUCGAGCGACAUAAAGGAUGCGACAUCCUCGACAUCUAUCCAGGCGCUGGACUAUGGAGUCGAAAAUUACACGAAUUCCUCCAGCCGCGAUCCCAUAUACUGAUGGAACCGGAUUCCGAAUUAUACGAGCCCUUCCUUAAACCCCUCCUCGACCAACCUAAUACGACUCUUGUCCCAGCAUCGGGAAUUGUCUGGCGGGAACUCAAUCCUAUAUUGACCCCGGAAUAUUUACCACAUCAAGCUAUUCCAGAUCGCACUCAGAUCGCACAGCGCAACGAUACUUUGCUCGUUACAGCGAAUCUUUCCUUCCACCCGAAAAAGAAAUUCCUUAGUUUUGAGUCCAUAGCAAGUUUGGUUCUAUAUCAAUUCCUCGGAUCUAUACGGACCAGUGACUUAUUCCAACGUUAUGGGCUCGUCCGCAUGCUGAUAUGGACCCGGAACGACGACACGCAUGGUCUUAUUCCCAAGAUAAUGCAGCAGCGUAGGAAGCUGGCGCUCGAAGGAGAGCUCUCUUGUGAAUGGGUUCGUGAGGUAUGCGGGCCGGAGCUUGGCGUGUCCUGGUUCGCCCGUGACAAUGUCAUGGAUGCUAGCAGUACCCUAGCUGCGUGGGAGAAGAUGAUGGCUGCCGGGAUCACCGUACCUUUAGGUAGGGCUUCCGCGGCCCUCAAGGAGGCUCAGUUAGCAUUCGCCGCCAAUAAAACUAUCACCCCGGGAUCUACACCGCCAGUAUAUAAAAGGGCGUUCCAAGAAAAACUCGAGGAGCUCGAGAUAGCAUACGAGGACGAUGCUUUCUCCAACGACUCAGAUCUUUAUAGCAAUAUGAAGGCAUACCAGUGGAGGGCUAAUUGGGAGGGGAAAAAACAUAAUACAAUGUUAGAACUAUUAUCCGGCUUAGAUACUAUCAACGCAAUCUACAAGUCAGGCAAAUCGUCACCGGGGGAAAUAGAGAAACUCGAAGCAGAAUGGGUUUCCAAAUUAUUGAGCCAUCCCAAUGGGUUCAUUGGAGAGUUUGUUACCUACAAAGACAAUCUUCAUCAUUAUCGCCAGGACCCACCAACGCUACAUUGGGACCGUCGAGCAUACGAUCCGUUGUUGGUGCAACCUGAAGAGUUUUUCCCGAAUAUCGACUGUAAGCUGCUCGACAUUCAACCCAAAGCAGUCCACCCUCUACUACGUCAAACGGGUCCCAAAUCGAAUCGUGCGGGUGAUUGCUUCGACCUUAUUAUGACUUCGAUGCUUGGACAAAGUACUUUGCCUAUGGGUCAGGCCUUGGAUGCCAUAAUGCCUGGGGCCGCCGACUACAUAAUACCUCGGUGGAAGAGUGCGAAAGAUGUGGACCGCGGCGGAGUGAUUACCACCUCGCGAUAUGCGGAGCUAACGCCAAGAAUGUUGAAUGCACGGCAGUGGGAAGAACUACUAGAGUUGUGGAUGGAGUGGCCUUUCCGCCCCGAGUUUCACGAACUCAUAGCUCGGACCCAAGACGAUCCAGGGGAUGAAGAUAGUAUUCUCCCCUCCGAAGCAUGAUAAGUCGUUGAUCUUCUACCAACCUUGUAUAUAUGGUAGGUGAUAGAAUUGCAGUUGGUAGGGAGUUAGACGCGGAACAAUCCAAAGAUGCCAUUUUACGAACAUAAGCAUGGUUUUCUUUUUCUCUUCAGGUUAAAUGACCGUUUAUUGUAAGCCCCGGUAUCGUUAGACUGUUAUUAUGUAAGAAACAUUAACCGUUUGGUCAUGCCAGGAACAUUACCUCCGGACUUUAGGGAUUCCCAAGCUCGUAAUUGGCGGUUGGUGAUGGAAGAUUAUUAAUAGAAUACGUACAGUAGGUGUUUAGCGCCUAGCACAUGCCUACGUAGUGAUCGUACUUAGCAGCAUGGCUGAAAUUUAUAAAUCAAGAGGGCUGGCGCCGGCAAUCCAUAUUAUCUAUUGCUCGGUGAAUUCGUUGCUGAAACUCGUUGUUGACUUUGUCGCUGUUCUAACGGCGUUCAACUCUCCAUAAUAGUGGUUUUUCUACCAAUUUCAAAAUAUAUCGAGUUUCGACAACACGAUCGACCAACAUCUAAUUUACACCAUAUGUCUUUUUACUUUGCUAGCAAUCAUAUUUGGCGACCUAAUGCACGCGCGUCAUCGUCAUUAUCCUUGCUAAAACUACAUAAAAACACAUGUGGUUCGGUAACAUUAGCAAGGCUAAUAUACCCUGAAAAAGU